GCCUUAACACAAAGGCAGUUUGUUUGUCAUUUUCCUGAAAUCCAAUCAGGUGUUUGGUGAGCAGGGAUGCAGAGACCCAGGUUCCUCCUAUCUCAUGGCCCUGCCCACCUUUAGAUCCUUAGAGAUGUCCCCAUUCAUCCAGCAGGUGGGAAAAGAGACCACAGAGAAGGUCUGCCCACUUAACCUUAUCAGCUGUCAUUCUGCUCGUAUUCCAUUGGCCAGAAUUCAGUUACAUGAGGAUAUUGAACUGCAAGUGCAGAUGGGAAAUGUAGUUUAGGGAGAAAGGGAACUAACUGCCUUUGGAAAUCAGAAAACACUCAGUAGCUUCUGCCACCGAGCCCUUUAGCCCAGGAAGUCUCCCUGAUCAUGCCCCUCCCACCUCCCAGGCUGGGUCAGGUGUUUUCUCUCUGCUCCAGGAAGCCCCGCCAGUGGGUCCUCCAUCCCAGACCUGCAGCUGUCUGCUUGUCCCUCUGUCACCCGCAGCACCUUGAGCCCGAGCUCCAUGCACUGGGCACCAUGAACCGCAGUGCUGGGCACAGUGCAGGUGCUCAGUAAAUACCUGCAAAACAGAUCAAUUUAAAACUCACUGUGGUGGGGGGGUGCUUAGCAUACACGAGGUCAUGGGUUCAAUCCCCAGUACCUCCAUUUAAAAAAGAGAGAGAGAAAACCUCAUUAUGAUCACAAAAAGAUGUCCACAAUCUAUUGAUAUGAGGGGGUUGAAAGCAAGUUAAAAACAAAGUGUGCUCCCCAGCAGAGACCCCUCCCAUCACCAAUAUAGACAGAAAAGGAGGAGGCUGGUGCUGAAGCUUAAAGGGUGGUGAACUCUGGGUAUGGAGCUCUUUUCACUGUCCUCUCAAUAUUUUUCUGUAACAGUAAAGUUACAGAAACUUUAAAGUUCAGAAACUUUUUUUCAGUGAGCAUGUGCUGCUUUUACAGUUAAAAAAAAUUAUUUUUUCGUUGGGGGCAGAACCAGCCACAGCCAGUGGCACUGAUACUCUGGGAAGAGACCCCUCUGGCGAGGCUGUUCUGUCAUCAACGCUCCCUCCUCUGGAAAGCUUGGCUUCAGGUGGCUCUUCUGUUCCUCCCAUGCUCUCUCUCUGUGCUCCACCACCACCUGGACAAGGUUCUUGCCCUUGUGUGCCCUGGGCUUGUCACUUCCUCACUUCAGCUCCUUGGGUCCUCAGUUCCCUCGUCUAUGAUAAAGUAGGGGAUAGGGACGGCUCCCUGUAAAGAUCCUGAGGAUACGUGAUACAUGGCAAGUCCUGAGCACAGGACCAGACUCUGGUCUAGAGUCCACGCUCAUAAACCACUGUGCCUGCUGUUUGAUGUCAGCUCUGCCCCUCCUCACCCCCAUGCACCUGUCUUCAAGUUAGCUCAGCCCAGUACAGAUAAAACAUCUCUACCCUGUACUCUGGACCUGAUCCAGCACUCAGGGAGAUCAGCACUCUGAGUCUUCCUGUGUCUCAUAGGUGCUUGGAGGACUGCUCCCUGGCUGGGCGGGGCUGUGGGGGAAAGAGCAUUCAGAGCACAGUAUCAGAUGCUCCCUGACCUAUGAAAGUGCUCCGAGUGGGAUAAAUGACUGUCACAGUAGUGAUUAUUAACAAUUGAUGGUGACACCUGGGUCCCCAGAGCCCCAUGCAUGGGCCAUGGUGGGGGCUCUGGGCAUCAGAGCUAAAGGAAGGAUGUGGGGGCUUUCCUGGGCACCCUCUGUCCAUGGGCAAGGCUGAGGCAGACCUGAUCGCAGCUAAGAGCAGAGUGUGAGAGGUUCCAGUCCCUGAGCUGAGCCUGAGGGCCGCUGGGUUUAGGACCAAGGCCCCUAGAACUUCCUCUUCCUACCAAGAUCUUGGAAAGGAUGAGCAUCUCUGAUCAGCCUGAAUCCCUCGAGGCUGGACCAGGGUGUCCCAUGCCACCAUCCCUCACACAGGGUGGAGGCAGCGCAGGCAGGAUUCUGGACUGCACCUCAGUACUGCAGUACUGAUGAAGAACUUGGAGCUCUGAGAGGAGAAAUCUCAUCAGACUCUCCCUGCCCUGGCCAGAGGCUCCGCCUCCAGGAGGCCUUCCAGGCUGAGUUUCUCGCUCUCUGGGCUCUCACAGAUUUUAGACAAACCUUGGUGGUCUGAGGUUGUGUCUCAGCAUCUUAGCCCUAGAGUUUGGCAAGUCCAUGUUUGGAUUCUGGUUCUAUCUGCCUCUCCUCUAACUGCGUGACCUUGGACAGGUGAGCUCAUCUCUCUGAGCCUGGGUAUCUUCACCUGUUUGACUCACAGGGCAGACAUGAGGCUUAAGUCAGAUGUGAUCAGAGGAGCAAUGACCCUCCCCACCCCACCUGCCUCUCUGCCCCUCCUGUGGCCUUCAAGCCUGUCCCAGGUUCUCCGCAGGGCUCUGCGGCUGCUUGUGUCCUUGAUCCAAGGACACCUGGGACCUUGCUGAGCCCUCAGAUGAAGGAGCAGCCUGGCUGCUGAGGUCCAGAGAGGAUCGAGGAGCACCUAGGGGGCAGAGAGCCAGGGCAGCACCUGCAGGGUACAGGCACAUGCCACCUGCUAUCCCAGGGGAGGGAACUCAUGAAUAUUCACACCCACUGGAGCAUGAGGGAGCCGGCCAGCACACUGCUGGGUGUCAUUGGAGCGUUCCUGUUUCCCAGUGACCACAGAGGCAGCCUUGGGAGUCAGACGUGGCUCAGGCAGGGAGAGGGAAGGGGCAGCCAGCCACGGCCCAAGGUGUCUGAGAUGCUGCUGCAGAAGAAGCGCUGGGAGUCGAUGGCCAAGGGGCUGGUGCUGGGAGCACUCUUCACCAGCUUCCUGCUGCUGCUGUACUCCUACGCCGUGCCCCCGCUGCACACCGGCCUGGCCUCCACCAGGACCUCCGAGGGCGCAGCACCCUGUUCCCCCGCUCCAAGUGAGCCCGAGCCUGUGACCUCGGCCAAUGGCUCGGCUCGGGGCUGCCAGCCGCGGCGGGACAUCGUGUUCAUGAAGACGCACAAGACGGCCAGCAGCACGCUGCUCAACAUCCUCUUCCGCUUCGGCCAGAAGCACGGGCUCAAGUUCGCCUUCCCCAACGGCCGCAACGACUUCGACUACCCGGCCUUCUUCGCGCGCAGCCUGGUGCAGGACUACCGGCCCGGCGCCUGCUUCAACAUCAUCUGCAACCACAUGCGCUUCCACUACGACGAGGUUCGGGGCCUGGUGCCGCCCAACGCCACCUUCAUCACGGUGCUCCGCGACCCCGCCCGCCUCUUCGAGUCCUCCUUCCACUACUUCGGCUCCGUGGUGCCCUUCACGUGGAAGCUCUCGGGCCAAGACAAGCUGGCCGAGUUCCUGCAGGACCCCGACCGCUACUACGACCCCCACGGCUACAACGCUCACUACCUCCGCAACCUGCUCUUCUUCGACCUGGGCUACGACAGCGACCUGGACCCCAGCAGCCCGCAGGUGCAGGAGCACAUCCUGGAGGUGGAGCGCCGCUUCCACCUGGUGCUCCUGCAGGAGUAUUUCGACGAGUCGCUGGUGCUGCUCAAGGACUUGCUGUGCUGGGAGCUGGAGGACGUGCUCUACUUCAAGCUCAACGCCCGCCGCGCCUCGGCCGUGCCGCGCCUCUCGGGCGAGCUGUACCGCCGCGCCACGGCCUGGAACGAGCUGGACGCCCGCCUCUACCGCCACUUCAACGCCAGCUUCUGGCGCAAGGUGGAGGCGUUCGGGCGGGAGCGCAUGGCCCGCGAGGUAGCCGCCCUGCGGCGCGCCAAUGAGCGCAUGCGUCGCAUCUGCAUCGACGGCGGCGACGCGGUGGACGCCACCGCCAUCCAGGACGCGGCCAUGCAGCCCUGGCAGCCGCUGGGCGCCAAGUCCAUCCUGGGCUACAACCUCAAGAAGAGCAUCGGGCGGCGGCACGCGCAGCUCUGUCGGCGCAUGCUCACGCCCGAGAUCCAGUACCUGACGGACCUGGGCGUCAACCUGUGGGUCACCAAGCUCUGGAAGGUCAUCCGGGACUUUCUGCAGUGGUGACGUCCCGCCCGCUGAGGAGGGCCAGGCAGGGUUCCUCUGGCCUCCGCCGCGGCCCUCCUGGUGCCACCCCAGCCCCUGGGGUGAGAUGGGGCUGCUGCCAGGUCUGGGCCCACCGCACAGGGCCUGAGAUCAGUAUUUGACUAGUUGUAGUUUUUUUUUAAAUUACAUUCCUUUCCCUCUGAAAAAGAAUGUUCUAUUUCCUGUCUCCCCUUAAAGGGGAGACUUCAAAAGUAAAAGAAUUUAAUGUGUUUUUGUUAA
Messenger RNA from Vicugna pacos (alpaca), 4253 nucleotides. Lineage: Eukaryota; Metazoa; Chordata; Mammalia; Artiodactyla; Camelidae. The record is from RefSeq and is a predicted model, not a curated record.